AUGCACCCACAGUCUGAAUCAGAUGGUAGUGUCGUUGAUGAUAAUGCUGUUCAAUUGCCCUUCACCGGAGUUCGUGGCCGCCGCAAGAUCUGUCGAUUUACUACAAUUGAUUUGCCUAGUACACAGCCGGCUUACCGCAUCUUGGUAGGAUCCAACUGUGCACCAGUCGAGACCCCAUAUUUGGUAGACGUCUUGCCUAGCAACACUGAAAUCCUUCCCGUCAGAUCCCAGGGCCCUGUUGUACCUUUGGCAGGUCUUCCAGAUGACCACCCUAUUGUUCAAAAGUCCAAGACACUCAAACACAAAAAGUCCCUUCAAGCUCUUGUGGAUCAAGUUGACAUCAAGACACUAGAGAAGGACGUGACAUGGUUGUCUGGCGAGGCUUCUGGUAGCCCCUUUAUUACUCGUGCUUCGACUUCAAAACAGAGUCUAGAGGUCGCUGAAUGGCUUCAGUCGCAGUUCGAAAGCUAUGGUUGUGACUCUGUCGAGCUUAUGCAUUAUCGUGAGCGCUUUGGACCUAAUGUUAUCUGCAAGUUCAAGGGUACAGAGCAUCCCGACGAGCAUGUCAUCAUUGGAGCCCACCACGACAGUCGCGGCUCACUCUUCAAUCCUCGUGCACCUGGCGCAGACGAUGAUGGCUCAGGAACGAGCAUGUUGCUUCAAGUUGCACGUAUCAUUAAGGCAAACAACGUUAAGUUUGGCCGCACUUUUGUCAUUUCUGCCUUUUCAGGGGAAGAGCAAGGGCUCUUUGGUUCUGCUGCUUUGGCCAAGAAGAUGAAGGAAUAUGGAACUACCAUCACAAUGAUGAUCCAGGGCGAUAUGCUUGCAUACAGAAAACCAGGUGAGCCAAUCCAGAUUGCGUUCCCUGCGCGCUACCACACACCAGAGGUCAGUGCGCUAUUGCGUAACGUAACGCAGCUUUAUGUUCCCGAUGCUAUCGUUGGUACAACUGGUGCCUGCUGCUCCGACCACCAGUCAUUCUGGGAGAACGGAUUCCCAGCGACUGCGUUUUUUGAGCGCAAUGGACCGAUUGCAGACCCCAAAUAUCAUAAUUCGGGCGAUUUGGUUCAUCGUGAAGGCUAUGACUUCGAGCAACUGCGCGCAUCGACUAAAGCAAUGAUGGCUUCAGUCUUUGAGGUUGCAGAUGCCAAAUAUGAUGCCUAG
Messenger RNA from Lobosporangium transversale, 1164 nucleotides. RefSeq lists its product as hypothetical. The transcript has 5 exons. The record is from RefSeq and is a predicted model, not a curated record. Gene Ontology annotation, molecular function: metalloexopeptidase activity. The coding region runs from base 1 to 1164 and encodes 387 amino acids. Gene Ontology annotation, biological process: proteolysis. Lineage: Eukaryota; Fungi; Mortierellomycota; Mortierellomycetes; Mortierellales; Mortierellaceae.